This is a messenger RNA of Amphiprion ocellaris (clown anemonefish), 2978 nucleotides long. RefSeq names its product putative monooxygenase p33MONOX. Bases 311 to 1300 code for a protein of 329 amino acids. The record is from RefSeq and is a predicted model, not a curated record. The transcript is spliced from 10 exons. Lineage: Eukaryota; Metazoa; Chordata; Actinopteri; Pomacentridae. Gene Ontology annotation, cellular component: cytoplasm.
UUUAGUGAAAUCUCGCGAUGUUUGACAGGAUCCAGCUUUUCCCAGCUAUCGAGCUCAAUAAUGGCCGCUUCUUAAACUCUCCGCUGCUCUCGACGUGGACAGGUCGGCACAAAAGCGUCACCGAUGUGUGUGUCGUCACUUUGAAGCCGCCGUUUCUACCGUUGGCCUCGCUGCUCUCCCACAAUGCAUUGCCAGAAGCUGUUGUGUGUCUCAGACAGACGGAUGUGACCGGUGCCACCUCGUCCACGUCUCAGCAGCCGAGCAGGAAGGUCCUGCCCUGAUUCAUCUUGUUCUCUGUCGUACUGCAGUCAUGUCUGGUUCUGGAGAUUUACCAGCCAUCGAGGGUUCGGGGAUGGGCGGGAUGAAGCUUCCCAUCGGGAUGACCCGGCGGGCCCUCAGCUACGAUGAUAACCUGGAGGCCCCCAUGUCCACGCCCCCUCAUGACAUCAGCAUCAACAACCUGUGGAGGCGGCCUGUCAUCCCUGAGAGGAAGUUCUCCCAGCUGGCUGAGGAGGAUGAGACGACAGUCAGCCACUCCAUGGUGCAGGACAGCGCCCCCUCCAGGUCACCAACUGUAGUGAAAUCCAAGGCCUCUUCCAUCAUCAUGAAUUCUCUCAUCACCAAGCAAACCCAGGACAGUAUGUACACAUUUGAGCAGAGGGCAGGUCUGACCGACACCAGCUACACUCCUCACAAAGGCCUCACCGCCGAGGAGACCAGACACCACCACCGCAUACCUGAGUCCCUGCAGAAGCUACAGAUCCAGAGUCUGGAGGCCAGAGAAGAGCGGCAAAACUCCUCAGCCCAGUCCACUCCAUCCAGCACCCCUCACAGCUCCCCAAAGCUGCAGCGCCGGAGCUGGUUCAGCAGCACCAGUUCAGAGAUCAGCUCCUCCAGCAGCAGUGUGGACAUGGCAGCAGGAGAGCCGGCCGGGGUCGGCGGAGCCGUCGAACGCUGGGGAGUGUUCGGACCUCGGCCUUUCCAGAAGUCCACCUCUGAUCUGGGAUCAGAUUCAACAACUGCAGAUGUGCCAGGGUCAGAUGGAGAGCAGAAGAGAUGGCAUCCUCUGUGGAGCGGUUCGACCGCAGGCUUUGCUCUGCAGGCGUACCGCGACGCCCAGAAGCCGUCUCCAAUGGAGGUGAUGAAGACUCAGGCCACCCGGCUGGCCGACAACCCCUCCGCCCGGAAGGUGUCGCCGCCCAAGAUGGAGAUCCCGACGGUGGACGGCCGACGGCAGGGAGCACGACCUCACAAGCUCAAACACCGAGACAUGAACAUCCUGACGCCCUCCGGCUUCUAGGAUUCUCCAAAAGUCUCAGAAAAUCUUCAAGUCUCCAAAAGUCUCCUGGCCGAGUGACGCUCUGAAGGUCCCAUGAAACAAACACCUCUCUGUUACACAAAUGCUCACCUGCCUCCUGCACAAAAACUCUGCUUCAUUUCCACUGUUUCCUGUAUUAUUUCAAGUAGUUAUAAAGGUUUCAACCCCCAGGUUUAUGUGGACAGUCCAUUGAAAACAUCCGACACGGUUCACAGACAACUUUGUCUGUUUUGCAGCAGUUCCAGUUGUUCUGUCUUAGUUUUGCCUUUAAAUGUCGUGAUUUUUACUCAGCUGUUGUUUCCAGAAGUCUAAUUACUUUCAAGGCCUCAAUCGCACAAACAGUUGUAAUAAACUGGAGUUAUUCUUUGUGCAAACAGCAAAGGAAGACAUUGGAUUUCAGAUUCUUCCAUUCAAAUGCAUCUGGACUUGAGAUGAAUUUCCCUUUUGUUCUCCAGUUUUUCUGUUAUUUGAAAACUUCCCAAUCGUUUCAUGGGACCUUUAGCUGCAGCUUGCCAGAUAACCACUGGACUCUCCACCAUCUCUGCCACUGAAACAAAUCAAAAUAUUCAAAAAAAGAAAAAAAGAUUGAAGUUUAGAAGAAAAGACUGCUGACAUUCCUCUCAUCCGUCAUCACUUUAACUGGGGCUCAGACAAGAAUCAUCCCAGGAAGAAAUGAGAACUUUGUCCAGCUGGAGGUGAAGAUGGUUCCAGUUUAAAACGUUUCUGUUUAAAUGCACUUUAUCCUCAUUUAUCCAACCCAACGUUUCCUAGAUGUAGACUAAACCUCCUCCAGUCUUCACACCUUGCUUGUGUCUAAAGGUCUUUUAUUUUGUCAUUCUCCAAGCAGGAUGUGCAGAAGAACCACUUCCUUGAGUGUAGUUUGGCACCAACAACGGAACAAAACUAUUCCAGAUAUAUUGUAAAGAAAGAUUUCGUCUCAGGAAAGUCCUCAGACUCCUGCUCACUGAUUUGUUUUUAAAAUAGCAGCAACUAAUUUUAUUCCUUUCGAGGAUCAGAAGAAGAAAAAAAACUGAAAGUGAAACUCUGGACUGAAACUGAUAAUAGUACUAAUAACUGAUGAUAUGGAAAAGAAGUUUGAAGGAUUGCUGUUUCUGGUUUUUAAAACAGCCGCCGUGUUCAUCAGAAAGAAGUGAACAAGUCGCCACACGUGGCCUGAGAGGAAGCGACUGAUGCCGGCUUUAUUCCAGAAAGUUCAGCGAGUUUUCAGUUCCAGCUUGUAGAAGAGAAUAUAUGCCAGAAGAUUCAUGCGAAGCUUCGUAGAAAAUGCUGUUAAAUGAAGCUGACGGUUAUUUUGCACUCUUUCUUUCCGUUUUUUUUUUUUUUUUUUUAAUGAAGUGGGAUCAGUCUGUUCCCUGGUAAUGGAUCCGAUGCAUCAAAAACAGCAGCUAAAGACGUUUGUUUCGGUGUCGGUCCGUCGUCGUUUCAUCCAGAACAAGAAGAACUCACUCUGUAGACGCUUUCUGUUAACAUAAAUCUGUUUGUUUGAAGUUUGUGAUCACAAAGUGUUGAAAAGUGUGUUCGCUUUAAAUGUGUCCCCGUCACAACACACUGUCCUCUGUAUGUACGUGACUGAACUAAAUUGUGUUGUUUUUCUAGUUGAUGAUUCUGAGAAUAAAUGUUCUCAUCAGAAAAAACACCA